CUCUUGAUCACCUUUAUGGAUAAGUAUUAUCUUGACUCUUACGAGACAAUCUGGAAAAGCUGUGCAAUGACCUGCAGCACAGAGAACCUUUGGGGACAAACAUCUUAUCUAACAUGCCCCCAGUUGACAGACUCUCAAGAAAAAAAGUACUGUUGUGGAACAAAGGAGAACCGAUUUUGCUGCGACACACCAUUUGGAAUUGAUGAUAAAGUUUUCAAGGAAAUUGCUGACAAACCAGCAUUGGCUCUGGCCCAGGUACAACCUAGUCCUGUGGUCCACACGACUUUUGAAGAUAGAGGUGUACGAUCAGCUGUGGAUCGCAUCAAGGUGAAGGUCAAUAACACUGUUUGUGCUGUAAAGGACAGUGUUAAAUUAGGCAUUGAGAGAGUCAUAAAGAAAGUCAAACAGGCAGUCAAAAGCAAAAUAAAAAAUAAAGCAGCCAACAUAUCUCCACUGGCUUUGGCUCAGGUACAACCUAGCCCUGAGGUACCAAAGAUUGUUGAAGAUAGAGAAGGUGUUCGUUCAACUGUGGACCGCAUCAAAGUGAAGCUCAAUGAUACUAUCACUACUGCAAAGGACAAAGUUAAAGAUAAAGUAGGUGUUGAGACUAUAAAAAACAAAAUAAAAGAAAAAGUUAAAGACAAAGCAAAAGAAAAGGCAGCCAAAAAAUUGGACCCAACGGGUGGGCAUAUAAAGUCACUUCCUGUGAUUCUUGGGGUAAUUGGUGCACUGAUAUUAGGCUUGGUAGUGAUCUGCAUUGUUUGCUGCUGCUGUUGUCCAUUCUGUCUCCUCCACAAACAUCGCAACCAAGGAACAGUUCAUCAGCCAAAACCUGAAGCCUCAGUGAUGCAGCCACUUCAGGGGCAACCUCAGGCAUACCCAGCACAACCAGGGUAUACUGCUCAACCAGGGUAUCCCCCUCAACAAGGGUAUCCUCCUCAGCCAGGAUACCCACCACAGCCAGGCUAUCCUCAACCACAGGCAUACCCAGCACAACCCUAUCCUCCAGCAGGUUACCCAACUGACCAGCCACCUGCCUACUCUGAGAAACAGCUGGCAUACAACCCCAACUACCAGUAGUGAUGAUCAUCCUAGCCGUAAUGCGCAUAUUCUGAACUCCUCAUUUCCAGGCAUUCAGAUAGUCUAGUUCUUGUAAAUUUAGAAAAAUGGGAAUGUGUGUUUUUAUGCAUGUCUUGACGUGUGGUUAUCCCACAAAUGUAGCUACUGGUACAUAUCACUUUGAAAGAAAUAAUCAUUUUAAAGAAUUUUUAUUGGUUUGACAAGAAUAUUUAAUAUUGUCAUUUAAAAAACAUAUUCAUUCAGAUUUUAACCCUUCAAAUGCUCAGAUUGUCAGUGAUCCACCCUAAACUGAUCCCUUUUGUCAUUCAGCAAUGGAUAUUUUUUUUCUUGCAGUUUUAAAUAAUUGGGUUGUGUAACUAUGCAUAUCAUACACAACUUUCCUGCCAAGCAUUCUACGGGUGCAGUAGAUCUUUCAACUAAUAAGAGAUGUUAUCUAAGUAGAAUUAACAAAAUCGUCAGAUGGCUUCAGUGGUUGUGUUAAUUUCAGUUGGUGUGCACCUUAUUAGAAUUAUUUUUGCAAAUAUUUACAUUUCCUUUGUUGCCAUGCAACAAGAGGAAAUGUCAUCUAGCAUACAAACAUGACAGAAAAAAAAAGUAAAGUGCUUUUAUGAUGUACCAUUCUGCUCUUUAUUGCCACCAGGUUUCCACUGCUUCCAGGCAAAACUGCAUAUAUAUAUAUAUCCUGGUUGGCAAGUGGACUUGAGGUAGGAAGGACAUUUGUUAUACUUAGACAUUUUGAAGGGAUUUUGAUUAUGUAUUGCAUAAGUAAAAUGUCUGAGAAUUUUUUUAGUAAUUAGAGAGUUAUUGUCAAGUCAUUAUGAUUCCAGAAUUGUUUGGAAAAAGUUUAAUGCCAUACUUGUACUUUCAUACAUUUAAUUUAGAUUUUAUAAUUUAAUUUAGAAAGAAGAAAUAAAGGAGUGGUGUCAG
This is a messenger RNA of Cherax quadricarinatus, 2007 nucleotides long. Lineage: Eukaryota; Metazoa; Arthropoda; Malacostraca; Decapoda; Parastacidae. The record is from RefSeq and is a predicted model, not a curated record.